Quercus lobata is the source of this 2254-nucleotide messenger RNA. Its product is annotated as probable mannitol dehydrogenase. Gene Ontology annotation, molecular function: oxidoreductase activity, acting on the CH-OH group of donors, NAD or NADP as acceptor; zinc ion binding. The transcript has 9 exons. NCBI's taxonomy places the organism in Eukaryota, Viridiplantae, Streptophyta, Magnoliopsida, Fagales, Fagaceae. Bases 63 to 2102 code for a protein of 679 amino acids. The record is from RefSeq and is a predicted model, not a curated record.
AUCGUACUUUUGCUCUUCUACUCUGUAAGCAAUAACACAUCAGUUCUCUACUCUUCACUCAAAUGGCAAAGGUACCACCAGAAGAAGAACACCCUGUGAAGGCUUUUGGGUGGGCCGCUAGAGACCAAUCUGGCCAUCUCGCUCCUUUCAACUUCUCUAGAAGGGAAACAGGGGAUGAGGAUGUGAGGUUUAAGGUGCUGUAUUGUGGAAUAUGUCACUCCGAUCUUCACAGCAUCAAGAAUGAAUGGGGCUUCUCAUUCUACCCUCUUGUUCCAGGGCACGAACUUGUUGGGGAAGUGACAGAAGUAGGGAGCAAGGUGAAUAAAGUUAAAGUUGGAGACAAAGUGGGCGUAGGAUGCAUGGUUGGUGCAUGUCACUCCUGCGAGAGCUGCAAAAAUGACCUUGAAAAUUACUGUCCCAAAAUGAUAUUCACUUACAAUUCCAUUUACCAUGAUGGAACAUUCAACUAUGGAGGCUAUUCAGACACAAUGGUAGCUAAUGAGCGCUACAUAGUUCAUUUCCCAGAAAAUAUGCCACUUGAUGCUGGUUCUCCACUACUCUGUGCUGGGAUCACAGUGUAUAGUCCCCUGAAACACUUUGGUCUAGCCCAACCUGGUAAGCAUAUUGGGGUUGUGGGCUUAGGUGGGCUUGGUCAUGUAGCUAUCAAAUUUGCUAAGGCUUUUGGGGCAAAAGUGACUGUAAUUAGUACCUCACCUAGCAAAAAGGAUGAAGCUUUGGAACAUCUUGGUGCUGAUUCUUUUUUGGUUAGCCGUGAUCCAGACCAAAUUCAGGCUGCCAUGAAUACAAUGGAUGGUAUCAUUGAUACUGUUUCUGCAGUGCACCCCAUUUUACCAUUGCUUGGUCUAUUGAAGUCCUAUGGAACGCUUGUCAUGGUGGGUGUACCGGACAAGCCACUUGAGCUACCUGUGUUUCCGUUGAUUUCGGGAAGGAAGAUGGUUGCCGGGAGUGGUUUUGGAGGAAUGAAAGAGACGCAAGAGAUGAUUGACUUUGCAGCAAAACACGGCAUCACGGCAGACAUUGAGGUUGUUCCAAUGGAUUAUGUGAACACCGCAAUGGAGCGUCUUGCUAAGAAUGAUGUUAGAUACCGGUUUGUUAUUGACAUUGGAAACACCUUGGCUGCUACCAAGCCUUGUGGAAUAUGUCACUCCGAUCUUCACAGCAUCAAGAAUGAUUGGGGCUUCUCAUUCUACCCUCUUGUUCCUGAGCACGAAAUUGUUGGGGAAGUGACAGAAGUAGGGAGCAAGCUGAAUAAAGUUAAAGUUGGAGACAAAGUGGGCGUAGGAUGCAUGGUUGGUGCAUGUCACUCCUGCGAGAGCUGCAAAAAUGACCAUGAAAAUUACUGUCCCAAAGUGAUACUCACUUACAAUUCCAUUUAUCAUGAUGGAACAUUCAACUAUGGAGGCUAUUCAGACGCAAUGGUAGCUAAUGAGCGCUACAUAGUUCAUUUCCCAGAAAAUAUGCCACUUGAUUCUGGUGCUCCACUACUCUGUGCUGGGAUCACAGUGUAUAGUCCCUUGAAAUAUUUUGGUUUAGCCAAACCUGGUAAGCAUAUUGGGGUUGUGGGCUUAGGUGGGCUUGGUCAUGUAGCUGUCAAAUUUGCUAAGGCUUUUGGGGCAAAAUUGACUGUAAUUAGUACCUCACCUAGCAAGAAGGAUGAAGCUUUGGAACAUCUUGGUGCUGAUUCUUUUUUGGUUAGCCGUGAUCCAGACCAAAUUCAGGCUGCCAUGAACACAAUGGAUGGUAUUAUUGAUACUGUUUCUGCAGUGCACCCCAUUUUACCAUUGCUUGGUCUAUUGAAGUCCCAUGGAACGCUUGUCAUGGUGGGUGUACCGGACAAGCCACUUGAGCUACCUGUGUUUCCGUUGCUUUCGGGAAGGAAGAUGGUUGCCGGGAGUGGCAUUGGAGGAAUGAAAGAGACGCAAGAGAUGAUUGACUUUGCAGCAAAACAUGGCAUCACGGCAGACAUUGAGGUUGUUUCAAUGGAUUAUGUGAACACCGCAAUGGAGCGUCUUGCUAAGAAUGAUGUUAGAUACAAGUUUGUCAUUGACAUUGGAAACACCUUGGCUGCUACCAAGCCUUGAAGAAAUAGCUUUGUGUCUUAAUUAAUUUUCUUUUAUUGUUCCAAUGUUCCAUGGUUUUUUUGGUUGGAUGAGGUGGUAUUGAAUUUAUUAUGUUUUGCUGGUGUCUCUACCAUAAGCCUGUCCUUCAAACUUUCAUAUAAUGUGUAAUAAAU